This is a messenger RNA of Durio zibethinus, 3488 nucleotides long. The record is from RefSeq and is a predicted model, not a curated record. Lineage: Eukaryota; Viridiplantae; Streptophyta; Magnoliopsida; Malvales; Malvaceae.
AUAAACUUCAGAGCCCGUGAUAAAUUAUUACUAUGUGUAUCCCUUUCGUUAAAAUUUGUUGAAAUCUUACUAAGUACUAACACGCGAUUAACUCGAAAUAAAAUCUGAUUUAGAUUUGGGUGAAAGUUCAAACUCGCGUUACUGAGAUCAUUUGUCAGCCCAAAGAACUCAAACCGGUCUGAACCUUCCGGUUUAAGGUAAGUAGUGAGCGGUUUCGUUCUAGCCGCCGUUUACAUUCUCAUGCAAAAACUUAUACUAGAGUUUUUACAGUUUCAGAAAGCAAAGUUUGUGGUCUUUUCUUUGUCUCAUAACCAUAACACAAAUCAUUUACUAAAGAUCAAAAAGCUAUUGCCUAUGACCAUGGAGCUUGAUUCCCAAUAUUAUGCUCGUCUACUUCAAUCCUGCAAAACCCACAACUCCAUUCUGCUAGGAAAACAGCUCCACCUCUUUUUCCUCAAAAAGGGUAUCCUUAGUUCCACUAUUACAAUAGGAAACCGCCUCCUCCAAAUUUAUGAGCGGUGUGGUACUAUGACUGAGACUUGGAAGCUGUUUGAUGAAAUGCCACAAAAAAAUUGUUUUUCUUGGAAUACGGUAAUUGAAGGGUACAUGAAAUUAGGAAAAAAAGAAAGGUCAUUGGAAUUGUUCAAGUUGAUGCCGCGUAAAAAUGAUUUUUCAUGGAACUUGGUUAUUUCGGGAUUUGCCAAAGCGGGUGAGUUAGAAGUUGCUGGGGCUUUGUUUGAUGACAUGCCUGAGAAAAAUGGGGUUGCUUGGAAUUCGAUGAUUCAUGGUUAUGCUCGAAAUGGGGAUGCAAGAAAGGCUGUUGAGCUAUUUAAAGAAUUGGGAUCUUUGGGUGAUGCGUUUGUGUUGGCGACUGUUAUUGGGGCAUGCGUUGAUUUGGGAGCUAUUGAAUAUGGAAAGCAGAUUCAUGCACGUAUGGUGGUUGAUGGACUAGAAUUUAGUCCUGUGUUAUGUAGUUCUCUGAUAAACUUGUAUGGGAAAUGUGGUGAUUUGGAUGGUGCGAGUCGUGUUUUGAAUUUGAUGAAAGAACCGGAUGAUUUCUCUUUGUCGGCUAUGAUUUCAGGUUAUGCAAGGUGUGGAAGAAUGAGUGAUGCAAGAAGAAUAUUUGAUAGAAAAAAUGAUCCAUGUGUUGUUUUGUGGAAUUCUUUGAUUUCUGGAUAUGUUUUGAACAAUGAGGAAAUUGAGGCGUUAGCUCUUUUUAAUAAAAUGCGGGAAAAAAGAGUUCAGCAAGACUUUUCUUCGAUUGCAAUUGUUUUGAGUGCCUGCAGUAGUUUAUGCAUUUCUGAACAUGUCAAACAAAUGCAUGAUCAUGCUCAUAAAGUUGGUGUGACUCAUGAUGUUAUCAUUGCCAGCACUCUGAUUGAUGCCUACUCCAAGUGUGGAAGGCCUAAUGAUGCUUGCAAGUUUUUUAGUGAGCUCCAAGCUUAUGAUACAAUCUUACUUAACUCUAUGAUCACUGUGUAUUCCAGUUGUGGAAGAAUUGAAGAUGCAAAGCAGCUUUUCAAGACAAUGCCAAAUAAAAACCUGAUAUCAUGGAAUUCAAUGAUAGUAGGUCUGAGUCAAAAUGGUUGUCCAAUUGAGGCAUUAGAUCUAUUCUGCAAGAUGAAUAAAUCAGACCUGAGGAUUGACAAGUUUAGUUUGGCUAGUGUCAUAAGUACCUGUGCUAGUAUCUCCAGUAUUAAACUUGGCGAACAAGUUUUUGCUAAAGCUAUUAUCAUUGGACUUGAAUCUGAUCAAAUAAUAUCUACCUCCCUUGUUGAUUUCUACUGCAAAUGUGGUUUAGUUGAAUGUGGGCGAAAAAUAUUCGACACAAUGACAAAAUCAGAUCAGAUCUCUUGGAAUUCCAUGCUGAUGGGUUAUGCUACUAAUGGUCAUGGGCUUGAAGCACUGGUGUUGUUUCAUGAAAUGAGAAAUGCUGGUGUAAGGCCAACUGAUAUAACAUUUACAGGGGUUCUGUCUGCCUGUGAUCAUUGUGGACUUCUAGUGGAGGGGAAAAAGUGGUUUGAUUCAAUGAAAUGGGACUAUCAUAUUGAUCCUGGGAUAGAGCACUACUCUUGCAUGGUUGAUCUUUUUGCCCGUGCUGGUUGCCUUGAGGAAGCAAUGAAUCUUAUAGGACAAAUGCCUUUUAAGGCAGAUGCAAGCUUGUGGUUAUCAGUUUUGAGAGGCUGUGUUGCUCACGGAGACAAAACUCUUGGAAAGAAGGUUGCACAGCGGAUUAUUGAGCUUGAUCCUGAAAACGCCAGUGCUUAUGUACAGUUAUCAAGCUUAUUUGCAACCUCAGGUGAAUGGGAAACAUCAGCCAGUUUUAGAAGGAUAAUGAGAGAAAAACAAAUACAAAAGAAUCCUGGUUGCAGUUGGGCUAAUAGUUGAACAAGCAUUUGUGGUGGCAACUUGCAAAAGACUUGCAAAAAAAAAAAAAAGAUUUCCUUUCUCCAAAGUGAGAUGUAUUAUUCUUGGUCAGCUUGCUGUAAUCCUUCAAAUGUCAAUCGUGCUUAGCUACUGGUUAGUGGAGAUCAUGUUACGCUUUGCCAGGCAUAGUUUGAUAUGGCAUGCUUGAUUCAUUUAACAACUUCAGCACCAUGGUUGUGUUGGGCUGUCCUCUUUUACUUGCUUCACUAAUCAAGCUCCGUGGAGAGAUUUAUGAUCUUUUUCUGGGACAUUUUAUUUGACAAGUGCUUGUCGGUACUGUUUGUUCUAGUGAUCAUACUGGAUGCUUGCACCCUGAAAUUUGGCUUAAAGAAACAGUAGAUGAUUUUAGAAAUAUCUGCCAAAUUAUUCUGUCCCACUUCUCACCUAUGACUUCCAACUCAGUGAAUCGCAGCUGGAUUAUAUCUGUAGGUCAUCAAAUGAAAGGUAGAUUGACCAUCUUGCUCAAACUAGAUGCAGGUAAUCUUUCUUUACAAUAUGAGAUCUACUUUGCCAUCAGAGUGUCAUUUCUGAUGCAUUUAAUUAUGUCCUUAAAAAGUUACCAGCCUACAUGCGGUGCAUUCUGAAAGGAAGAGAAAGCUAAGAGCUCCAUAGAUAGCAUGAGACUGGAAAUACUACAGAUUAUUAACUUCACAUUUGUAUCCUGAAAGGGAGAGAAAGCAAAGAGCUCCGUAGAAUCUAAACGGCAGCUGGAUGGUGAUGAAAACAUUGGUUUGGAGCAGGAAAAUGAUGUGCAAAAUUGGUAUUAUUGCAUCAGACAAUUGUUCUAUUUAGCGUGAAAACCCCAUUACUGGAGCCCCACAAUUUGUCUUUUCAGUGCAUCGUUUUUCAUGUGUCUUCUUGCAUUUGGACUCCCCCUUUUCUAAUAUUCCUUUGAUGUUCUAAAUCCUAAUGCACUGACGUAUAAUCUGGGACAACUUUUUCAGUCUCUAUUAUUUGCCCCUAAUUGUUGGCUGCCGCACUAUCAUUUUAACUUGCAAACAAAUCAUACACGUCUUGGAUCAUUCUUUGCUAUCUAAGGUUGGACCACAUAAUUAAUGAAU